Pogonomyrmex barbatus (red harvester ant) is the source of this 1188-nucleotide messenger RNA. RefSeq names its product transcription factor daughterless (gene da). The record is from RefSeq and is a predicted model, not a curated record. Gene Ontology annotation, cellular component: transcription regulator complex; chromatin. Lineage: Eukaryota; Metazoa; Arthropoda; Insecta; Hymenoptera; Formicidae. Gene Ontology annotation, biological process: regulation of transcription by RNA polymerase II. Gene Ontology annotation, molecular function: protein dimerization activity; RNA polymerase II cis-regulatory region sequence-specific DNA binding; DNA-binding transcription factor activity, RNA polymerase II-specific.
GCAGAUGGUAAUAAUACAGGAACCGGUCCUGGCGACCCAUGGACGGGUAAUAGCGGUGGUGUCCAACCCCCAUACAGUGGAUACGUACCCCCUCAGCUGGCGCAGCCAGCCUAUCCCAUGCACCUACCCCACGACCCCAUGGCAUACUCGGCGAUGUCGCCGAACGGUGAAUCUGCAGCGCCGAUCUUGGGCUCGGCGGUGACCAGUGCGGCUUCCCUGCCGCCAAUGUCGACAUUCCGGGGUAGUGCCGCGGUCGCGGCGAACAGUGGCACAGGGGCGCCGUCGCCGGCAUCGUUGCAAUAUAGCCAUAGUCCUGGUGCACCGACGACCGCGCCCUCCGCGCCCAACACUGCACCCACGACGAACCAGCAAUCCACCACGGACGACACACUUGGCAAGACCCUCGCGUCCGUCGUGAGUACUCGAAUUUAUCCCACGGACCAAUCAGUAUCCAGUUAUAGCAGUAAUCCAUCUACGCCCGUCAGUUCGCCACCACCUUUAACCGGCUCGGCACCGGCUUGGGCACCUGGAGCCGCGCCAGUAUCUCCGCAUUUUACGGCGGAUCCCAAUCGUGGUAUUCAUAUGCCGGCGCCUGAACAGCAGAGGCUAGACGAUGCCAUCGGCUUUCUUCGUGACCACGCCGAGGGGACACGGAUGGAGGAGCGGUUAGACGAUGCCAUAAACGUACUGAGGAACCACGCCGAGAGUCAAGUGGCCCUUCAUCUUGGCCCGGUUGGUCCCCACGGCGGGUUAUACUCCCAUACGUCACCACCGCAGUUAGACCAUUUGGCGAGUCCACAUCCUGCGGUAACGGUGACGCAACCACAGGGUUCUUAUCCCGGUCUUACGCCUACGCCCGACACGGACGGUUCCAUUAAAAUCGAAAGGUUACCUGUGACGAAUGCCAAAUACAUCCCCUUAGAAAAGAGAAAAGACCCGCCCGACAGUAGCGGCGGUGAGACGAAGCCGUCGAGCAGCGAGCUCGCAGCUGCUGGUGUAAUCGGAGCUGCUACAGUCAACUCGACGUCACAAGGAAAAGGAACGAAGCGAUCGCGCAGAUAGUAAGUAUCUGGAAAAAUUCUUUCAGACACCAAACCAAGAUUCCCUCGGUAGAUCAAACGUGUCGAGCGAUAAAAUGAUAAAAAAAUAAAGAGAAACUGUAAUCAUCUUCGAGACACACACACACAC